Molecule: messenger RNA, 1168 nt
Organism: Xenia sp. Carnegie-2017
Lineage: Eukaryota; Metazoa; Cnidaria; Anthozoa; Malacalcyonacea; Xeniidae
Product: UPF0692 protein C19orf54 homolog
Exons: 3
Coding region: 1-1011 (336 amino acids)
Source: RefSeq, a predicted model, not a curated record
AUGGUACGGACGGAGGACUUUUUGAGAGCCAACCCAGUCCCCAAAAAUGACAUAAGUGUCAGUCAACUUUCACAGCAAAUAAAAAUGACACAAAACAAAAUGGUGGACGAAGCUUCAAAUUCAAAUAAACCAUGUAAAAUUCCCUUAGCUCCGGCACCGCCGGUGUUGCCUAAUAAGAUGCAAUUACCAGAAAGGAAAAACAUUUUGAAAUCGGCAGCAACAUUAUUGGGCAAUGACCUUAAUGAUUCAGCUACAAAGUCGGCUUUAAAUACUUGCGAAGAAUUCUUAAAUGGACAAAGCAAUGCCGAAGAGCUUUCGAAACUACGUUGGUUUUAUCAUAAUAACGAUGUUAUAGCUUGCCUUCAAGAUGGCCCCACCUGCGGAUUAGUCGCCUUAAAGAUUGCUGCUGAUAUUUUAAAAGUCAGUAAACCUUACAAUGAUAUACCAAAUCUAUUGAGAGUUGCCAAAGAUAAUGGUUUUACUAAUGAUGGCGAGAUGUUUUCUGCUCAUGACAUGGGAGUACUGGCAAAAAUAUUUUAUAAUCUUAAGUACAAAGUUAUUCAUAAUGGGUUGGAGAAGUACAAGAGUUUAAUAGAACAUUUAUACCAAGGUUAUCCAGUCUUGGUGCCUUAUGAUGCUGACAGAAAUCACACACCAUGUUUAAAACAAGGUCACAAAGCACAUUGGGCUGUUUUGACAGGAUUUCUUCUGAGCCUUCAAGAGAUAUCGUCAAGGAAGUGUGACAAUGCUGAAUUGGCAAAAAUCAAUGCCUUUCGAUGUGAAACAACACCAAUUCAGUCAUUAGAAAUUGGAAAUGUGUAUCUUAUAGCUAGACAAGGGAAAUCCAGACAUUAUUUUUUGUGUUCCUGGUUAGAUUUGCAUGAUAGCAAUAGAAACCUGUUUGAGUUCCCUCAAUAUGACAUGGAAAAAAGGAACAAGGUAAUCUUUACAGAUGGUUUAGACAAUGAUCUUUGUUCAAAGGCAGUUUAUCUUUUUCCUGCUUAUGAAUAAUGCUGAUAAAUCUUUUAUUUUAGUCUUUAUAAUAUUUUGUUCAAAUUUACAAAUUUUAGUAAUUUGAAACAAUAAAACGUUAAUGGCAGACUUGAAAAAUUAUUUUAAAGUAAGUGUCAGAUUUUCAAACUCUAAAUAUAUUAUUUGCAUUGUAAAA